Messenger RNA from Zea mays, 2030 nucleotides. RefSeq lists its product as uncharacterized. The record is from RefSeq and is a predicted model, not a curated record. The transcript is spliced from 13 exons. The coding region runs from base 192 to 1673 and encodes 493 amino acids. Gene Ontology annotation, cellular component: protein phosphatase type 2A complex. Gene Ontology annotation, molecular function: protein binding; protein phosphatase regulator activity. NCBI's taxonomy places the organism in Eukaryota, Viridiplantae, Streptophyta, Magnoliopsida, Poales, Poaceae.
GAAAUAACAGAAGACGAUAACAACAGGCGAGUGGCCACGGAUGCUCGAGAAACCGGACUAGCACCAUUUCCACCGUAUCACUGCACGGCCGCGCGAAAAUGUGCAGCGCCACAAGUGCAUUCCGGCCCCGUGAGUAAUCGUAACAGAGGAUCGCUAGCUAGUGUGCUACCCUGUACGGCGCAGGCGCAGCCAUGAGCAACAGCGGCAGGUGGCGGAGGAGGACGAGGUCCGUAGCCCCUUCGCCGGCCACCUCUUCUCCGUCGUCUCCUGGCCUCCGAGAAGCGCAGCCGUUCCGGCUUCCCCAGUGGAAGUUCUCCCAGGUCCUCGGCGAACUGCCGCCCGCGGCCGAAGCCCGCCGCGACGGCGCUCCCCGUCCGCAGGACGACGACGAUGCGGACGAAAUCUCGGCUAUCGAGUUCGACGGCCGCGGCGAGUACUUGGCCGGCGGCGACAACGCCGGGCGCGUCAUCCUCUUCCGGAGGACCGACGGCGACGGCGACGACGCGCGGCCUCGCGCGGAGCUUGAGCGCACGGACCGUGCCGGAGCGCCGCCGCCGAGGUACAGCUACGCGACGGAGUUCCAGAGCCACGAACGGGAGUUCGACGUGCUGGACAGCUUGGACAUCAGCGAGAGGAUUAAGAAGGUGAGGUGGUGCGCGCGGCCCAACAGCUCCCUGCUCAUGCUCGCCGCGAACGACCGCACGGUCAAGCUCUGGAAGGUCUCCGAACACAAGGCGGAGGCGCCGAAGAAAGGGAACGGUCGGCCGAGUUGGGGCACCGCGGCGCUGUCGGCAGCCACGAAACUGCCGAGGGGCUGUUCGUCUGCAGAGCCUGACGAACGUCCUGAAAAGGCAGCAGGCGAUGUCGGAGACGGCUACUCUGCGAAAUGCCGGAGAGUCUUCGGCCGCGCUCACGAGUUCAACAUCCACUCCGUCUCGACCAACUGUGACGGGGAGACGCUGGUGUCCGCGGACGACGUGCGGAUCAACCUGUGGCAUGCGGAGGUGACGCGCCAGUGCUUCAACAUCGUGGACAUGAAGCCCGCGGACAUGGAGGACCUCGUAGAGGUGAUCACCACGGCCGAGUUCCACCCGUCGUCCUGCAGCAUGCUGGCCUACGGCAGCUCCAGCGGCCUCGUCAGGCUGGUCGAUCUGCGGCGAUCGGCGCUGUGCGACCACAGCGUGAGAAUGUUCCAGGACCGCGAGAACCGCCCUCAGCCCAGCACAUUUUUCAGUGAGAUAAUCUCCUGCAUCACCGACCUUAAGUUCACAGGCGACGGGGAACACCUUCUGACUCGCGACUACAUGAACCUCAAGCUCUGGGACCUGCGCGUGGAAACCUCACCCGUCGCAACGUACAAAGUCCACGAGUUCCUUCGCCCAAAGCUGUCGGAGCUGUACACCGACGACUACAUCUUCGACAGGUUCGGCUGCUGCGCCAGCAACGACGGGGCCUACUUCGCUACCGGAUCUUACAGCAAAACCUUCAGAGUUUUCUCCCGUGCCGCUGCGCAGACAUGCGGCGCUACGUUGGAGGCCAGCACCAACCCUUACAGGUCAGGAUGGUCAUCCGAGGUCAGACGGCAAGGAACAAGUCUCGUGCAACAUGGCGUCCAAGGUGAAGCAUCUAGCAUGGCACCCGGCAGAAAACUUCAUCGUUUGCGCAGCCAAUAGCAGCUUGUACAUGUACCAUACAUAAGCACGCUCAUGUUAUGUGUGCAGAGUGCAAAUCACAGAACAGCGUUCGUAGCUAAUUAGAUUGAAGCCAGAAAAGAAGAUACUUUUCCCAUGUUAGGGCUUGUUCGGUUAUUCCCAAUACACAUGGAUUAUAUGGGAUUGGAAAAAAUUGAGAAGAAGUUUGACUUGUUUGGGAUUCAAACCAAUCCAAUCCCGCUCAAUCCACAUGGAUUGAGAGCUAACCGAACAAGCCCUUACGGUUGCAUGUUGUGAACAGGGAUAUUGAACUGACUGUACAUUGUCAAGGAUCUUGGAUCUUCAGCAGAUCAUAGAAAGGAAAAGAUACUCUCGUAA